Messenger RNA from Podarcis lilfordi (Lilford's wall lizard), 36564 nucleotides. The record is from the annotation of a GenBank genome assembly. Lineage: Eukaryota; Metazoa; Chordata; Lepidosauria; Squamata; Lacertidae.
GAAGCAUAACAAGCCAGCCAGCCUCACGCAAACAGUCAGGUGCGGUGACAAAGCGCCCACCUCAGCCACCCCGAGCAGGGCCUGUGCCCGCCCAGCGGGUGGUGCUGCGGAGGCCAGCUGGAGCCCCUCACGCCACUGGCCCUAGGCUGCCCCCUCUGCACUCUGCACCCCCAGAGCCUACCCCAGGCGGCGGCGGAAGUGAGUGUAGGGGGCAGUAUAGGAAUUUCCUGUGACGUCCCGGCCCGGACUCCAUUAGGCUGCAGCUAGGCAGAGAAGCCACAAACCCAGCGGGCUAGUGGAGAGGAGUGGGCCGGGCGCCUGGGGCUGCCAGGCGGUGGGCUUCGGGCAGCGUUAGCUGGAGGGACCCUAGAGCGGGCGGCGGCGGCCGCUGCUGAGGGGCCUCGAGGAAGAGGGACCAGGGCUCCCCCCCACCCCGCUCCUCACCCCCACCACCUCCCCCACCCCACUCCCACCCCCGCCUCCCCUUCCUCACUCCCCCCCCCCCGGCUUCCCACCACGGCCGCUCUCGGCGAGGAAACUCUGGCCUCCGCUUCCUCCUCCUCCGACUCGGACACCGGCGGAGCCUCCCCGCCACCGCGGAAGAAAGCGCGGGCCUCCCCGGCGGCGGCGGCGGCGGAGGGAGCAGGAGAGCCCGGGGCUUCCGCGGGCAGAGCAGGCCUCACCUCGUCCCCGUCCCCCUCGCUCUCCGCCGGGCUCGCCCCCCCUGCUGCCAACCCCCUCAGAGCCAGCGGCGGCAGCAGCAGCAGCAGCAGCAGCGCCAUGCAGGCCAACGGGGCAGGAGGGGGUCAGCAGCAACAGCAGCAGCAACAACAACAGCCGCCGCCGCCGCCGCCGUCAUCGUCGCAGGGUCCGGAGCUGGGCUGCCUCAGCGCCCAAAACGGCGAGGCCUCUUCGGGCUCGAGCGCCGGGGAGCAGCUCGCUCACGCCAACGGGCUUCUGCCGUCGGCCAACAACAACAACGGCGGCGGCGGCGGCGGGCCGAGUGUCAACAACGGGGUUUCGGCCCCCGGGGGGUCCGCCGUCGAGAUGGGGGGAGGCAGCGGCGUCGGGGUCGGCGGCAGCGCCCUGAAGAAGAAGAAGCGGCUUUCGCAGUCCGACGAGGACGUGAUCCGGCUCAUCGGGCAGCACCUCCACGGGCUGGGCCUCAAGUAAGUGGGGCAAGCUGAGGACGACAGUCUCCAUUAAUGCCCUUCCCAACUCAGCGCUGUGUGGGGCGCGGAAUCUUCCGUGGGGUGCGGAAGUGGGCCCAAAGACGAGAUUUCACUCACACACACACACACCGUUUUGGCUGACCCCAUCUCCAGAAACCUCUGUUUUGGCUUUGGCUUUCUCGUUGUUGUUUGUGCUUUCCCCCCUUUUGAGUCACUGCGAGGCUCGCGUUUAAGAGAGACCCAGCUCUUGGGGUGGGGUCGGGGGUAUUGCUCUUGUAAAAUGCCUUUUUAUUUUUUAUUUCCAUCCAAAUCUUUGAGAGGGGGGAGGAGGAUACAAAAUAGACGAGGGUUUGUGCUGAUGAGAAUAAUAGCCAUGGCCGACUUGUUUAUUUUAGGACACAUUAUAUGCCCAGGGGAGAGAAUCCAACACUUUUGUGUGGCUGCCUUGGCCCAUAUUUAUCCCAAAGAGGGGCACUUUUUGUCACAGAUUAUUCUGUCGCAGUUUAAUAUCAAAGAGAGAGAUGGGGGGGAGAGGAGAUAAAUCCAGGGAAUGAAGGGAUGAAGGCAGUGAAACUAUGGGGCCUAUUUUUUCAGGCCUAGUCCUGUGUGGACUUCCUACUCGGAGAACAGGUAGACUCUUCUGUCAACUAUGACAGUACGAAGGCCCAAGAACAUAGAAUAAAGGUGAAUUGGUGCAAAGAUGGUACAGAUAAAAUAGCAUUUUCAACACAACAAUGUACGGAAAUCUCUUUGUCUAUAGUCUUAAAACAAGUAUGUUGAGUUAAAAAAGCAAACCAGUAUAUCAAAAUACUUAUAUUUGUACAGUCUCUGUCGUUGGCUAGGUGUUAAAAUGAACAGUAUGUUUAAAUGUAAUUUGGAUAUAACUAUGUCUAAUGUAGUCUUUGAAUAUACUCUGUGUAUAAGUACUUCAGAAAAUUAAUGUCAAAUUUGUUGACUCUUCUGUUGCUUGCAGCACUGCAGUACUUUGAGCUGAGUAAUAGGCAUGCAGCUGGGGUGGGGGAGGGUGAAAAGCAAAUAAAUGCAGGACAUCAGCAGUUGGAUUAACAAAACAAACCUAACAAUAGUACAAUAUAAUAGCAGCUAGAGAAUAUUGAGAUGUGGAUGUGUAGGAAUAUGUACUAUAGGAAAAUUAUGGCCCCUUGUAUGCCAAGAGCUUGUGUUAUUGUGGGAAUGGAUUGGUUUUAAUUAACUCGGUGCUCGAAACAAGCACACCACUGAAAUAGGGCAAGUUUACAGCAGCAGGUGACAACUCGUGACUGUUCAUAGACUACACCAUAGUAAAUGCGCUAUUUUUAGUUUAAAAUGUGAAGGGGAGGGUUGUAGGUUAUAGAAUAGUCUAUUUUAUUAAGAUCCCAGCCUAAUGGACAACUGACUUGAAGGCAGAUGAUAUAUUGGUAGGGAAUAACACUGUGCUCGCUGCAUCAACAAAAUUCCAGUUGCUAUAGGUAGUUCUAAUCACGUUAUAAUCUAAUGUCAAUGUUUGUGUUUUCAUAUGAAUAACAUGUUAAAACACUGUGUUUUUAUGGAGCCGUGUUUUUCUUGAUCAUCAAAAUAGUUGAGGAAAAUAACUUUGUAUUUGUGAAGUUUAUACUCCAUAUGAAACUUGUGGAUCUGAGGGCACAAGUUUGUUUGCUGGAAUUCAUUAGAACACAUUCCAGCAUCUUAUUUUUCUUAAGGUGGAACAUAUUUUUAAACAAUAUUUUGGAUUUAUGGCUACAUGGAUGGCUUCACUGUAAGAAUAAGAUUGGUCAGCUUUUUUUAAAAUACUGUACCUCUCUCCUGCAGCCAGACUGUUGAUCUUCUAAUGCAAGAGUCAGGAUGUCGUUUAGAACAUCCUUCUGCUACCAAAUUCCGCAAUCAUGUCAUGGAAGGAGAAUGGGAUAAGGUAAUGGAAGAGGCAUGCAACUGCCUAAUUAUCACUAGAACUGCAAUCCUAUACACAGUUACUUGAGAGUAAAUCCAUUGAACUUAGUGAGAUUUAACUUUGAAUAAGCUUCCAUAGGUCUGAGUUGCAGAUUUGUUGGUUGGUGCUGUUCAUAAUCCUUGGUUUAUCUCUUUUUUUUCUCUCCCUUUCUAUUUUAAAAACUGCUACUUGUAGGCUGAGAACGACCUGAAUGAACUCAAGCCUUUAGUGCACUCUCCUCAUGCAAUUGUGGUAAGAGAGAUUCUUGAAUUGUUUGAUAUAGUUUAGUUUAUUUGUAGUAAUACUAUGCCUCCCCCUCCCCCCAGAUUUGUGUUGGGGUACACAUGUGUCUUAAUAAAAUAAGUAUAUACACCAGCCUACCUGAUAUUUGUAAUGAAAAGCCUAAAAAAAUUAAAGUGUCAUGUCUCAUGUCAUGAGUGUAUUUGAACAUCCUGCAGCAGUGUGGGCAUAGAUAUAUAACUAUCUCUUGUAAGUCACUGAUAAUAAAUGUGUACAUUUUUGUGUUCAACUCUUUAAUCUGUUCUUGAGUGAAAUUGUUCUGGGUAUGCCUUUCAGGGGAUGAUAUAUGGUCUCUGUGAAGUGGCAUAUUUGAAUAAACAAUAGUGAAAUGCAAUGACUGACAGCAAACAGUACUCUUUUCAGUUGACUUUUGCAUUUAUGUAGCUGUCUAGAACUUGGGUCAUUCUCUGUAGUUUUCUGUUUAAUUAAAACAAGGCAGUCUUCUGAUCAUUUCAUUGAGAUGAUAUAGCUCAAAUUUAUACACUGGAACUAAAACAAUUAUGUGCGUACACACACAAAAUAAGGGAGACAAUGUAUUGUGUUUAAGGGAAGCAUGAAAUACUCUCUUAACCACUCCUAUCACCCAAACUCUUCUGUACUGAGGGUUGCAUGCAUCUAAGUCAUACUCUGAGUAGACCCAUUCAAAUAAAUUGAAAUUACUAAUGUAAGUACUUUGAUUUCAGGGGCUUUCCUCAGAGUAUGGUUCAGUUGGAUACAACCCUGAUUUUUUUUUUCAUACAUUCAGCUGCCCUGUCAUUAUAGUGGUGUAUUUUUCCUCUUAUUCAAGUGGAAAAUACAGCAUUACUACAAAAGUGACUAUGAAAACAGUGAGGAAUUGGUUGAUGUUGGUUUAGCUUUCUUCUGGUUGAUUUAUUUGUUGUCAAAAGGAUAUUUUCCUGUUCUCUCUUCCCUUCCCCCAUCAGACAGGAAAUGAAGUAUGGAAAAACAGAUGUUUUGUUAAACUUCAGUUGCUGCCUGAAAGUAUUUGUAUCUUGUUCUUUUUAAUCAAAUCAAAGUCUAAUCAUGCAUAAACUUUUCCUCUCAGACAAGUAGAACUGUGUUACUUUAAGAAUGGACAGCUGAUAAUAUGAUAGUCAGCACUUAGAUAAUAUAACCAAACAGAACAAACAAAUGCUAAAAAGUGCAAGAGUUGUGUAGGAAUAAAUAAUGUAACUGAGGUGAAUAUAAAUUGAGGUAAAAUCUUGUGCUUUUAUUGAGCACAUUGCAUAGAAGUGGACUGGCAUUCUUUUGAGUAUUACAUUUAUUGGAGCAAGGAGUGUUUUCACCAUUCAUAUGUCAAAAAAGCAAUUUUGGGAAAGUGUAUUGAAGUAAUUGGGAGAGACUGGUAUUUCCAUUUAUGUACAAAUGUAGAUAAGAUGAAUAAGAAAUACAUUAAUACAUUUUUAUUUUUUUAAUUAAAAGACCUGUACUGUAGUACCUUUGUCCCCUUCAGAUUUCUGAGAAUAAAAUUUAUCCUUAAAUCUUAUUCAGAACAUUUCACAAUAAACUUCUGAGAAUGAAAACCAGAGUAUUUUUCCUAGAAAAUAGGUGUUUGCCUUUAUAUUUUGAACAACUGGUUUCUCAUUAGAACACACAACAAAGACAUUUAAUUUAUUGGAAUUUCAACUGAUGCCUCUGGUGAUAUUUUAUGGGUCAUUGGGGGGGGGAAUCCAUAGGUGUUAAGAUGAGAGAGAGAGAGAGAGAAGUUAAGGGGUGGAAUACUUCUCACUUUAGGAUUUUAUGUUUAUAAUAGGAGACCCAAAAGAUAUACAUGACUAAGUAUUUAUAUUUGGAUUAUAUUUUGGUCAGUCCAAUUUAAAACUAUGUAUCUGCUAGAUGCAGGCAACAGGGGUGAAACUGCUAAAGUCGCCGUUUUAGCAAAUGCUGCAGUUAGACAACGUUAUGGUCUUUUUUGAUAAUAUCUAGUAUAUUGCUUUCAUGAUGGCACAUUUUGAUUUUACAUUGUGCCAUCACUUUUCCUUUUGUAUACAACUUCUGUGUUGCUUAUUUGUUCUGACAGCUAAGCCUUCACAAUAAAUUGAAAUAUGAAAUAACUAUGGGAAGCAUAUAACUUACAAAUGGGAGAGAUGCUCCAGGUACCUCAAAACGUUAAUAAAAGAAUCUAUGAAUUUGGAAUGUGUUGUCAAGCUCGACCUUUCUUUGAACAGUCCUACUAUAUAAUUGCUGGUGAAUCAAAAUAAGAAUUAAUAUGGGAAGAUGUAUAGUAAACUUUAUUUUAAAAGUAGUAUUUAGGAGCUGUAUUUUUUCCCUCCUAUAUUAAAUUUGAACACACCUCAUCUAGAAGACUAUAGAUUAUAUAUUUGCAAAAUAUAAAAGAAAAAUGAAUGAUGAAGUACUAACUCCUCCUGCAAGCAAAGUUAGCAUAAGAGCCUGUGUGUGUGUGUGUGUGUGUGUGCGCGCACACACACACACACACACACACAUGCAUAUGUGCUACAUGUAUACACUGACAAUACUUUCAAAAGAUGUUUAGGGCUGGGCGAUAGUAGAUCUUCAGGAAAGGAAUCCUAAAUUAGAGCAAUUACAGAGAAAUCCCCUGUAUAUACGAACAAAUCUGAUAAUAAACAAAAAGGUAGCAUUAUGAUUAAUAGCUUGUGUUGCUGUUGACCUUUCAAGCUAACAAUCUCACGUGAGAUUGGGAAAAAUUUAUAUUGCGGUUAUUUUGGGUCAAGCUGCUUAGGGCUCUGCAGCCUGAUUCUGUGGGUGGUUCCUUAGAAAUAAGUCCUGUUGAGUUCAAUAGAACUUUCUCAAAGUAAGUGCAUGUAGGACAGCAGCCCUAAAUGUUUAGUCAAUUCUGCCAGAAGUUACUAGGAUUUACUUCAUAUGUUCCACUUUUUAGGUUGAUGCCAAAAAUGUGUGAAUGUAUUAUACAAUGGAGUUCAAACAUACAGGUACAUUUGUUGGGGCUCUAAAGGCCAACAUAGAUAUUAUUAUUAAUAAUAACAUUUAUUACCCUCCCUUCACUAGUAGGCCCCUAGGCAGGUUACAGUUUAAAAUUUUAAAAGCUAUCCAGGCUGUAGACUUAAGUGACCAAGGGAGACUGAAUUGUUGUCAGUGAAGUGUGUCUCUCCUUCUUCUCCACACCGCCUCUUUUGUACUAUCUGCCAACGGUGGUCAUUACAGCUUUGUGUAGAUCCUUUUUCAUUUGGCUUGCUAACAUCCAGUAUCACGAAGAGAGCCAUCCCAGAGCAGGCAAUCAGGCCAACAUCCUAUUUCUAACAGUUGCCAGUCAGAAUUCCCUGGGCAGUCUAAUAGAGAGACAUGAAUACAACAGUCCUCCUCCUGCUAAACAUUCAAAGUAUCUGGUAUUCAGAUGUAUACUACCGUGUGUGUGUGUGUGUGUGUGUGUGUGUGUUUUCAGUCAUGGCCAACAGAGCAAUAAGAUUGCAGGUUUUGAGUGAGGUGCCCAUGAGUUGGCUCAUGUUUAUAACCCGUGACACCAUGUAUUCAAAUCAGUUUGCGCAGUUACCUUGCAAGAGGCAACUUGGAAAACUUCUAAGGGGAUAACGAAUAGUCCUUUCACUUUCUUACAUGUUCUUAUAAAAACGAAAAGAAAAUGGAACACUUGAGCAGCAUCACAGCACUAAUCAGACCCCAUAGUCAUGUCAGCAGUGAUCAUUUGGUAUCAAAGGCUACAGAAAGGACUAACAAGAUUGAUGAGGUUCCAUUUCUCUUGAUCUCUAAGCAAAGCAGUGCUUAUCAUUCACUCUAGCGUUUUUCAUACCCAGGCUGAAUGGUGGAUUGGGAGAGACUCCAGAAAAAAAUGAUAGUUCUUUCCAUUUGUCUUUUUGGAUUAGCUGAGUGACCACUUGUUCAACAAGUGACUUUGAAAAGCAAGUCUGCAGAGAGGGCAAUACAUGGAUCAAGAAUCUGGAAUUAAUCAGCUAGGAUGAUCAUGGGUCUAUAUAUAGUCACCUAUAUAUAUGCCCCAGUACAUCUUCUAGUGAUAGAAAAUAUUAUCUGAAGUUUAAUAACUUCCUCUGUUUCUCUGAAUAGUUAUUUUGAUAUUUUGUUUUAAAUCCUAUAUUGCUGUUGGAAACAAGAUUAAUCCAAUAAGUAGACCAUUGAAAUUAUUGAUUCAGACUAACGGGUCUAUUCUGAGUAUGACUUACUUGGAUGCUAUUUGAUGGAUAUGGCAUGGCAGAAAAGGGGUAAAGUAGCCAUCUGUGUUCAUCAUUUUCAAUGUUGUAUUAAGUAUUGUAUAUUAUUUAGCAUAUAUGCCCCUGAGGUUGAUCAUUGCUAUCUGUGGAUUUAACAUGGAUAACUACUACUUGCCCAAAGCCACCUCAUGAGUCUAUGCCUGAUCUGGAUAUUCAGUUAUACUACUUUGAUACAAGUCUAUUAAUUGGAUUGCAAUAACAAAAUAGAAAAUGCAUCACUCUUAUAUUAAGAUGUUACUGAUACAAUAUUGAUAAUAUAUUACUUCUAUUCCAAUCCACCAUUAAUAAUCUUUCAGAUAUAAUUUAAUAAUUAUCGUAAAUUAAAUAAUUUCUUCUGAAAGACAUUGUGCUUUAUUGUGUAUAAAACUAAUAAACUUGUAAUCAAUGCUGAACAGUCUCCAAGUGUAUUCCGGGGUAUAGUGUGUUUCAGGGAUGUAGGAGACUAGUUCCAAGCCAAAUUUAGGUGGCGACAAAAGUCCUGUGCUGCUUGCUCAUUUACACAUUAUUGUAGCGGCUGUUCUUCAUGUUCUAUAGUCUUCGAGUGUGAAGUGAAGUGAACUGCAUUAGAGGUCAUUGGGACAGCCACAGGUUUCUGACCCUUGACAUAUGCUGCUUCAGGUGCAUGGUGACAGUAUUGGGAGAGAUUCUGUAAUGGGUGUGCCUCCAAAUGCAGUGGCAUAUUAGGUUGCAUUACCCUCAUUCUUUCCAGACUCUUUACUUCCUUGAUGAAUGGCUAUAAUUAUAAUGGAUAUUGGGGAGGCAUGCACUCUCAUACCUCACCUGCCAUCAGAUUUUGAAAUGGGAAUAUUAUUAGCUGUUUCCACUUCCUCCAGGUUAUUGUUAUUUGAGGGCCUGCAAUAAGAGCACCAAUUUCUGUUUUAUUGCUGAAAUCUUCAUGAGAGUUUGAGUUUUGUAUUCCUGUUUUGAAGUUGAGCUUUGGAUGUGGGAGGUUUUUGUCUUAAUUUUGAGAAACAGGCUUUCUGUGUGCUGUGGGAUAAAGCCUACAUUUUAAAAUUCCUUAUUCUAGAAAGGGUAACAUCUUGAGGGUCAGCAUGGUACCCUUCAGAUGUUGGUGUAUUGCAGUCUCCAUCUUCCCUGACUAUUGGCCAUGCUAUUCCGACCUGAUGGCCUCUAAUAACAUCUGGAGAGCACCGCAUUGGCUACCCCUGCUGUAGAAGGUUAGUUAGCACAUGUGGACUAAAGGGGGCCUGUGUUGUCCUCGUUUGCAUUUCAUUUGUUUCAACCUUGAUUUGACAGUUGGUCAUGGAUGCUUUAGUUGAGAUUCCUGCAUUGCAGGGGGUUGGAGUAGAUGACCCUCAGGGUCCCUUCCAACUCUGUAAUUCUAUUAUUCUGUGUAACUAUUCACAGGCUGAAGUGUGGUGUAGUGGUUAAGAGCGGUAGUCUUGUAAUCUGGGGAACCGGGUUCGCGUCUCCGCUCCUCCACAUGCAGCUGCUGGGUGACCUUGGGCCAGUCACACUUCUUUGAAGUCUCUCAGCCCCACUCACCUCACAGAGUGUCUGUUGUGGGGGAGGAAGGGAAAGGAGAAUGUUAGCCGCUUUGAGACUCCUUGAAGGGAGUGAAAGGUGGGAUAUCAAAUCCAAACUCCUCUUCUUCUUCUUCUUCUUUUUAGAGACUAAAGUUGUAAUUGCCAAGAGAUAAUUUUAAAAGUAUGCGUACCAUUUGGCACAUACUUCUUUCUGAUUUAUGCUUACAAAACAAGUUUUAAAAAUUCCCUGGGAAUCUAUAGGCAUCUUUAGGCUAUUCAGUGUACACGAGGCUUUAAAAAUGGUUGAUAUGUAUCCAUAUUUUAAAAAUUAUUUUUCAAUUAUUAGGGAACCACAGGCAAUUUACAGAAUUCAGUAAUAUAUCUAACUAAAGGCAGGGCAAAUAAAACAUAACCAUAUUAAAUAAUACCCAGUCUGGAAUGGUAAUCAUAUUUCUGUAGAUGGUGUGGGGAGAGAUACCUGUAAAUCUGUAACUAAACUAUUUGAAAUAAAAUCCCAGGAAAAUACAGUGGUACCUCGGGAUGCGAACGGGAUCCGUUCCGGAGCCCCGUUCGCAUCCUGAAUGGAACGUAAGACACGACGGUGUGCAUGCAUGCGCGGAUCGCUUUUUGCCGCUUCCGCGCAUGCACGUGAUGUCAUUUUUAGCAGCUGCGCAUGCGCGAGCGGUGAAACCCGGAAGUAAUGCACUCCGUUACUUCUGGGUUGCUGCGGAGCGCAACCCGAAAGCGCUCAACCUGAGGUAUGACUGUACUGUAUCUCUGGGGCCAGCUGAAGGAUGCAUGGAAAGGCGGCUGCUGCACUACUGCACACAUCAGCUGUUAGGAGGGGAGCCUGAGGAGCCUAAACAAAGCCCUGCUGCAUUUCCAGGCUCUUCGAGGCUUCCUCUGCCCUCAUUGAUGUCCUGCACCAGGCUCCAGGGAGGGUCUCCUUGUGAGCCACGAGGACUUUCCAUCUCUCUCCCACCAUUUCCAGGUUUGAAUCAGAUUAUUUAUUUAUUUCCCAGUGCCGUGUGUCUAUGAUGCAAUUGCGUGUGAGUUGAUCAUGUGUAAAUGGGAGGGCGCCUGUGUUCAAUUUUGAAUAAUCACUUCUGAAUUCACACAAGUGCAUGUAUAUUGUGUAUCUGGAAUCAUUUUAACCAGGUUGGACCUCAAGGAUGUUUAAUUUUUGAAGAGAGACUCUACUGUUCUGGAAUGAAGGGCGGAGCUCUUUCUGCCAGCAAAGGAAAUGGGGGAGAGGAUUCAGUUAGUGACAACUGUAUCAUUCCAGUUUGAAGAACCAGAACAAAUGCCCUUCGACUCACACAGGAGUCAGAGGUGGGGAGUUGUAGAGGGAGCUGUGUGAUGGCAUUAGCCACUGGCUGUCCCUUUGGAAUGCAACCAUACGAGGCCUACCCAUGAGUCAGCUGAUGAAUUUGAAUUUAUAUAAUGAAAUCAAGUUUCUCUUUCCUCAUAGAAAUUCAGAUACAGUCAUACCUCGGGUUACAGACGCUUCAGGUUGCUUUUUUUCGGGUUACGGACCCGCCAAAACCUGGAAGUACCGGGUUACUCCCAGGUUUUGGCAGUCGCGUAUGUGCAGAUGCGCCGAAUCGCAACCCAUGUGUGUGCAGACGCACCGCUGCGGGUUGCGAACGUGCAUCCCGCACAGAUCACGUUCACAACCCGAGCAUCCACUGUAUUUCCUGACUUAACACACACACAAAUGGCUUGCUUUAUACAUAUGUUUGUAACUAAACACUUUUAUAUGGUCACAAAGCCAAAUUCAAAACUUCUGUUUGCAUAAUUGCCAUGACUUUUUCACCACUGGAAUAUUAAUGAUUCCUUGCCUUGUACAAAGAGUCUUAAGGAGAAGAAGAAAUAAUACAAUUCAAAAAUACAAAAAUUCAAAUUCAAAAAUGAACAAUAAACAAAGUAAUAAACUAAAACACUGCCGAUGAGCAUAUGAUGGUUUUCAGUACAUUGAUAAAAACCCCACCUUCAAAAACAUGAACUACUAAAUAAUUCCCUUUCAGUAAUGGCAAUAUUUGUUAAGAAUCAAAUAUUUAGAAUAAAAGAUGAUGAUGUUGGCACCUGGUUUGUCUCUUUAGGGGGUUAGCACUUGUCACUCUGAAUGUCUAUGGGAAGGUGCACUCUGAGAAAGGCCUCUGAAGCUGACCUCUGAGUCUGGGUAGCUCAUAUGAGAUGAGGUGUUCAGUAAAGUAUUGGGGUCUCAAGCAGUGUAAGGCUUUGAAGGUUAAAGCCAACCUUUUACAUUGGUCCUGGGAAUGUAUUUGGAGCCAGUACACAUGGUCCAGAAUUUAUUACUGCCUAGAGACAGGAGAUCAAUAGUGAAAUUAAAAGAUUUCUGUUUGGCUUACUCUCAGGACAUGCAAGGAUACGAAGCAAAAACAUUCAAUGGCAGAUCAGGUAUCUGGAUUUUUUUAAAAUAAGGACUGCCAGUAGCUAGGGAGUACAAUGUUGUUUCCAUGUGUUGGGAAGCAAACUAUACUAGACCUUUGCUGGUGCUACAGCUGUGAUCUCAUUAAAGAAAUCUUAGUUACUUUUAAGUGUUGAUUGAGCAAUUAAUUAAAUCUGCAUAUGAGAAAAAAACACAAUAGUUCUAAAGCAGGUGCAUUUUUUUUAAGGCGAUGCACACAUUUUAUGUAGCGAUAAUAUUUUUUAAAAAAAUUAAAAAUCUGAUUUUUUAAAAAAUGCUAACCAGGACACUUUUUAGUCUACAAAAAUCUGCCUGUCAAUUUCUCCUAUUGAUUUAAACAAUAAAUGUUGCAACUCUCAUUAAUCUAAAAAUAUUCAUAGUUCAUAGCUUGUACAAUGAUAAAAUCCAUUGUAUAUGGCUUUUGUGUUAAAACUGACUUUUGAUUUGUUCUCUUUCAUACAAGAGGGUUAUGGGUGUUAUUUUUAGCAAUUAUCAGUGUUAAGAUGCCUUCCUUUUGCAUAUAAAAUCUUUCCUUCUACAGUAAUCAGUUUUAUUUUUUUUCCUUUUUAAAAAAGAAUUCUAUCUUACCUCCUGCACUUCAUUUGUCUAUGUAUUCUCUAACUUCAAGCUUUGUGGUUAGAAUCCUAGCAGCCUAUACUGUUUUAAGCCUUCCUUAUUUUGUGACUUUCUCCCCCCCUCCCCAUUGCACCCUCCGCUGUCUUGAGUUUGGAUGGCAUAUCAGGCCUUGUCUCAGUCUUGGACUUUGCUCCCUUGUGUUGUGCUGCUGCUCCCCCAUUUCCACCUUGAUAAAUGAGAUCAUUUGUACAUGUCACUGCAAUAAUUGCACAUUCCUCCCCUGUUUACUUUGUACUUGUUUUAAUUGUGACAUUCCUCCAUUUCCUUCCCUUUCUUCUGUAGUUUAUUUAGUAAAAAAAAAGUCACAGUCAAAACAAGUGCUGGUUACAUUAAAAUCAUAAAAUAAAACCACAGAACAAGCAAUGACAAGAUAACAAAACAGCACAGAACAGCAGUCCACAAUCUGUUGUCUCUUUCGUGGUGUUCUGAAAUGCUAGGGGUGUGCAAAAAUUAGAUAUUAACACAUUUCAGUGAGUAUCUUAAAGGAAAGGAUAUCUGUUUGGAUUGAGUUUGACUUUAUGGAGGCAGGAAUAGUAUCUUGAAAAAUUACUUCAAUAUUAUAAAAGGAUGGUAGGAAACUGGGUGUAAGGUAAAGGGAGGUGCAGUGUGUGCUUGCUCUCUCUCUCUCUCUCUCUCUCUCUCUCUCUCACACACACACACACACACACACACACACCAAGCCUGCCUGUGAUUUAUCAGUGGUAGAAGGCAAGCCUGGGCUGUUGAAGGGGACAUUUUUAGUGAAUAUUCUAAAAUGGGGUGUCAAACCUGUCUGGUUGUCAUACUUAGACACCUCUAAACAUGAAAGAAGGGACACGAGUGGUGCUGUGGGUUAAACCACUGAGCCUAGGACUUGCCGACCAGAAGGUCGGCGGUUCGAAUCCCCGCGGCGGGGUGAGCGCCUGUUGCUUGGUCCCUGCUCCUGCCAACCUAGCAGUUCGAAAGCACGUCAAGGUGCAAGUAGAUAAAUAGGUACCGCUCUGGCGGGAAGGUGAACGGAGUUUCCGUGCGCUGCUCUGGUUUGCCAGAAGCAGCUUAGUCAUGCUGGCCACACGACCUGGAGGCUGUGCGCCGGCUCCCUUGGCCAGUGAAGCGAGUUGAGCGCCGCAACCCCAGAGUCAGUCACGACUGGACCUAAUGGUCAGGCGUCCCUUUACUAAACAUGAAAGAUACUCUUCUUGAUACCAGACAUAAGGAGGCUGGUUAUUUGUGUACAUGCUCUGUGGGUAUUUACAUUUCCAAGACUGAGCUUUGACAUUGAAAUAGGAUCUAAUGCUAUGGAUCCUGAUUCAGAGUAUAUCCUUAUUUUUGUCCAUGUGACUGAAAUAAUUAGUUCAGUUUUAAGGGAAGAAGUGGUUUGGAGUUUGAGAGUCUGCAUGAUGGUGGUUCUUGAAGUGGGUGUUCCCUUUCAUUUUAAAGGUGUGAUAUAUUUGAUUUUCAGCAAUACGGCAUAUGUAUGUUUGCCUAAAUGCCCAUACAUUCAAGAACCUAUGCCAUAUGCUGUGGUUUAACUUGUACAUGAGAAGUUUAACUCUUUAUAUCACCAGCUGUUCCAUGAACAGAAGGAACCCUUCUGUCUUUAGAAUAAACUGAUUCUGUGUUUUUCUCACUGUGAUACACAUAAGACAUAAAGCAAACAGUGGGAUGUUUUGCUUUUAAUGUAAAGGUUAUGUGUCUGGUGAUGUUAGCACAACAAAGUAUAUAAGGUGGAGCCUUUUUGUUUUUACUGAUUCAGGAACUAAACAAAACUCUUGCAUAAAGUUCUGCAGUUUCAUCAUCAAGGGCCAUAGUGUAAACAAUGUGGGAGUUGAAAGGCAAAUGAUCAUAAGUUUAUGGGCUGCCAAAGUAAGGAUGACAUUAGUUAGCACUGAUCAAAUAUGCAAUUGUCUUUAAUCUGGUGGCAUUGUGAUUCUUGCAGGUUUGAAGUAAAAACUGAGGUCACCAUUUCAUUUUAAAAAUAACUAGUUGCAAGUAGGAUACAAUUGGUGGCUUUGUAAAUAGAAAGAAUAAUAGCAAAUUACAUUGUUGGCUUAAUAGUUAAAUUCUGCUUUGUUUCAUUAAAUUAUUGAAAUACUGUUAUUCCUUUUUAUGUUAGUAUAUCAUAAAAAUAAGCAUGUAAUCUUCCUGUGAGUAUGUCACAAUCGCUUGACAAUCUGAAGGCAGCCCUGUUUAGGGAAGUUUUUAAUGACUGAUGUUUUAAUGUAUUUUUAAUCGUUUAUUGGAAGCCACCUAGAGUGGGGAAACCCAUCCAGAUGGGCGAGGUAGAAAUAAAUUAUUAUUAUUAUUAUUAUUAUUAUUAUUACUACUACUACUACUACUACUACUACUACAAUCAGGGAGCAGACCUACAGGAAGACUAAGCAAAGAGACUGGCUGGCCCUUUCUGGUUUUUCUCCCAGACAGCAAGACAGAGAGAGGGAGGGGGAAUUUUGCCUGCAUCAGUUUGUUUGUUCUGUUACAUAUCUGCCUGCAGGUAAGAGAGUGUUUGUACUGAUUGCAGUGAAUAGUACUUCUUGAUUGCUGGCUGAGUGCAUGCAGCUAGGGUGUGGUUCUUAGCCUGCCUUAUUGCAGCAGAUUCUCGCCAUAUGUGGUGCGGUUGUCCCCAAAUGGGUUGACAUAAAAAGGAAUCUCUCUCCCCUUUAGGUUAUCACUGAGGGAAAGGGGUAUCUCCUGUCAAUCAGGAUAUGAAAUUGUAGGCCAUGCACUGUGGGAGACAGGCAUGUGACCAUUACCCAGGGUGAGAGCCUGGGAGAGUGGAGGUUUGGCUUGGUGGAUUCCCCCUGAGAUCCAAAGAGAGAGAUGGUGAAAUUACUGUCUUUCACUUAACAGUAGAAUAUGCCUACAGCUGGGCCUUUGUUUAUUACCUGUGGCCCUAACCUCAAAGCUGUAUAGUGUGAUAUUGGAUGGUAGUGCUAGAAGGUGUUGGGAGGGGGGAGGUAAUAGGGAGUUACAAAGAUAUUGUCCCAAUUUCAGAAAUGGUGUUUGGCAGGGGAAGGUAUAGUUGUAGUGGAGUGGCUGACCACAUUCUGGGAUGGAGACCUAGGAGUUUGGUUUGUAGAUCCUUCUGGUGUGGUGGUGCUGUUAUUGUAUGCCAGGUCCAUCAGUAAAAAGGCCAUGUUCAUCCACAACUUGAUCAUGGAUGAUCAAGGGAUGGCUUGGCUGCUGUUGGACUGGCUCAGAACUUCAAGGUCUUCAUGACAACCAUGGAGCUGUCUCAAAUACUCAUUAGUCAAACUCAUUGGGAAAGGCACACCCUUAGUCUUUACCGCCCCCCCCCCCAACUUUAUUGCGGUCCAUAGACCCAAAGAUAGUGGGGAGCAGUGCACUCCCUUGCAAUGCAUUUCACCAGCUAAUGAUGAAGCCUGGAAUAGUAGUGGCAAAUUCCUCCAUUAGGGUGGUGGGCCCAUUUGGAUGGCCCUCCCUUAGAGAUGGAUGGAUCUUGAUGGGUUCCAGCAGAGAAAGCUGGUGAUCCUGUUGGAGCCCUGGUCUUGCUAUGAAAUCACGAGAUAAAACGGGUGGUUAACAGGAUCAUUCACAGACCUACUUUGACCAACUGGCUGCACGUUUUGAGGAUAAAGUCGCUCAACUUCAGAGUGACCUUGACUGUGCAGUUAUUGCAGUUCCAGACGAAGUAUCCAGUAGCACUGUCAGUGAUGUGUUGUGGGAUUGGUUUCAGCUUAUGCAGUCAGAUGACAUGGAUAAAGUGCUUGCAGCUAUACGCCUGACCCCUGUGCCUUUUUGACCCCUGUCCCACCUGGCUUAUUUAAACCUAGCAGAGGAAGUUUGACUGCUUGGGUCCAGAGCAAGGUUAAUACUUUGUUGCAUAUAAGGAAGUGUUGCCUUUUGCCUUAAAAGAGGCAGUGGCCUCUCCUAAAGGAACCAGCCCUGGAUCCCUCGGACUGGAAAAACUAUCAACCAGUUGCAAAUAACCCUUUCUUGGGGAAUGUAGUAGCGAGAGUUGUGGUGGGGCAGCUGCAAGCAUUCUUGGAUGAUGGAGAUUAUUUAAAUUCGUUUCAAUCUAGGUGCAAUCUUGCUGCUGUUUCUUGAUCUCUCCAUGGCUUUCAAUACCAUUGAUUAUGGUAUCCUCAUGGACCAGCUCUAUGGAUUGGGAAUUGGGGGCACCGUGUCACAGGGAUUCUGGUCUAACCUAUGGGACCAGGUCCAGAAAGUAGUACUGAGAGAGUGCUUUUUGAUCCCCAGGCACACUAAUAGAUAGAUAGAUAGAUGAAGCUGCUGGGAGUGGUCAGAAGUUUGGGGGCAAGGUGCUUUUCAUUGCACUGAUGAUACCUGGCUCUGUUUCUCCAUAACAUCUGAAUCAAGAGAGGCUGUGUUUGGUGCCUGAAUGCAAUGGUGGUAUAGAUGACAAAAAAUAUGCUGAGCCUGUAUCCUUGUAAGACAGACAGUGUGAGUGAGUAGGUCCCAUGUCCGGAAAAUGUAUUAUAUUUGUUACGUCACUUUUCUCACAGGGGGAACCAACGCAACUUAAAUGGGAAUGCACUCCUCUGAAGGAACAGGUAUGCAGUUUGGGAGUGGUUCUUGAUCCAGCUACUAGGUCAACUUCAAAGCAUUACCAUUAGUAUAUUCCCUUAACAGUUUGGGACCAGUCUACUUGCCUAACCCAUAUAUGCACUCUUAUCUCUUCAAUCUGCAGAACUGGCAAUGUUAACUGGUGCCACAUAAUACUGAUUCCAUACUUAGAAAAAAUUGAUCUUUUAGUAUGAUAGCACUUACCAUUUGGAGUUCCCUCUCUAUUGACAUCAGGCAGACGCCUUCACUAUAGUCUUUUUGGCGCCUGCUUAAAAAAUAAAAACCAUUCUUGUUUAGGCAGGCCCAUCCAGACACGUAGAAGUUACAUCUUUUUCUAACUACUAUUGAUUUUUAUAAUCUUCUGAAUGUUUUAAAAUACCUGUUCCUGUUUUCUAUUUUGAUGUUUCAUUGUAUAUGUUUUUGUAAACCACUUAGAGAUUUUCUUACAAUCAAAUGAUGCAUAACUUUCUUUAAAUAAUGGAAGUUUGAAUAAAAAGAACAAGAAACUGUUUGUAAGGAAUUGUUUCCAAUAACUUAAAACACAAACAGAUAUUCAAAAAUUGAUGCUUAUCACUACUGGUAUCACUACUGGUAUACGUAACAGAAUAAACUCUUUUGUCCCUCACGCCUCAUGUUCCCCACUCCUUGCCCCUGGGACAAAAGUAUAAUUCAGCAGUUCUUCUGAGCUGAGACUUUUUUGGGGCAUGAGGGAGGACAUUGCCUGCUACCAGGUGAGAGACAGGCACAAUACAUUGCAAUGCCAUGCUACGAAUGAUAUACUACUGCCACUUGAGCUUUCGAUAAUCUGUGCCAAAUAUUUUUCUCCUUCCUUCCCCCUUACCUUAAAUUCAUGAAUUUGUUAUGUUGGUCAUGGCUAUCAAUAAGAAGUCCAAUUUUUAAAAUAUAUGAAGGUAACAUUGCUGCUGAAGGUGCAUAUAUUUUCCAUGGACAUGCCUGCUAAGUGAGUUCUGAAUGUAGAGAGUGGAUAAUCUUUGCUUUCCACGAAGACCAAAAUAUAUACAUCAAGUUAAGCCGGGUCUGUGUUUUGUUUUGCAGACAAGCAAUGUUUGCUUUUGCAUAUAAUAUAUUUGGAGGUCCUACAUGCUCUGUAUAAAUCUAGUUUCUGGGCAGAUCCCUACUGGGCUGGUGUUCUGUAGUGUCAUUGUACCUAGAGUGAUAAUCAGGGGGCGGGAUUCCCAUCCCUAGCUUAAUAGGAUUGUUUGAGAGUAUGGGUACUUGGUAUAGGAAACUGGAGGAAGAUUGAGAAGAUAAUUUGGGGUUCCAUCAAGUGUGUAUUCUUGCAGCUUGAUGACUUAUAAUAAACAGCACGAAUCAGUGUGUCUUGCAAAUGCUAAAAGGCUGUUCAAAGCAUUCCUAUGUCAUGAGAGCAAAUGUAUUGAAAAGGCAAAUUGGAAUGGUGUAUACUCCCUGGUUUGGGCUCAAAUGUUUUCUGAAAUUUCAGUCAUCCUUUUCUCCCCACCUGACCUGCUGCUUUCUGUCAUGUCAGAGGAUGAAGUUUUUGCUGCUGCAGCAAAAGUACCUAGAGUAUCUUGAGGAUGGUAAGGUUCUGGAGGCACUUCAAGUUCUGCGUUGUGAGUUGACACCACUGAAAUACAACACAGAGCGCAUUCACAUUCUCAGUGGGUAAGUACUUAGGGUUGCAAUCACAUGUUUACUCAAGAGUAAAUCCCAUUGAACUAAAUAACUUUUGACUUGAAUUGCAUAAGAUCCUACUACCUGUUUUACACCAGUGCUAGUGUUUUCUGGGAUUCCUGAAGCAGAGGCAUGCCAAAAGGAUAUGAUUCUACAUUGUUGAAUAUAUCUCAAUAGUAAACUUAUUAUCCAAGCAUUGAUCCUUGCAAAACCGAAAUGGCAUCACCCACAUACAAGAGGCUGAGAGGAACGUCCAUAUUUGCAGAAGUGUCAAAGAAACUUAUUUUCUCUAAACGAAAGGUGAAACAUUCAAACAGCUCUCUGAGGACUGAGCAUGCUCAGUCUGCACAAAAUGCUAAUUGAUGAGGUGAAAGAAACAGAAAACUGGGGCGGGAUGGGGAGCAUGUCAUGAACUGUGUAUAGGAGUACUCAGCACUGCAGAGUUUUGUUGCAGGUUCCACUAGUCUUUAUUAAAGUAAACAUCCACCUGGGAAAACUCCUAUAGAAAGAAGACAUUCCUGGAUGCCUCCUUUCAGAACUCCCACAUCAUUUCUAAAUUAAAUGUGAAAUUAAUAUAUUCUUACUAAAUAGAAUUGCAUUUUUACUUAGUAAAAAUCUUUAAUCAUUUGCAUUCUGAGAUUUUAAUGUGCUUUUAUCUUCACAUCCUGACAUUUCUCAAGGAGAUUCAAGGGGAAAAUGUGUGUACGAGAACACAGACUGAUCAGUUGUGUAGACAGAACAUCUGAACUGAUCAGUUACUGAUUGGUGCUGGAAGUUGAACUCCGUGGGAUUUUUUCAUUGAUCUAUAUAAGGGAAGUCCUGUCAAACAGUUUUUAAAAGCAGUUUCAGGAACAUGCCUUUGAAUUCUCAUGGCUCUGCUUCCUUCCCACCAACUGCAUACUUGAGCAGCGUCUUUAAUUAGAUAUGCUAAAUUCCUUUAAAAAUAUAUAUAUAUUAGAGCUUUACUAAACAGUGAAAGCAGAAGUUUAAGCCAUAUAGACUUAACAUAAAGUCUGGUGUUAAUAGCUUUUCUGCUAAGUCCAUCUCCCUUUUUCUUGCUCCAGAGAAGAAUAAAUGUGCUCUUUUGGUUCAAAUGCUGUUGCAGUUGGGGAAGGUCAAUAUUUCCGAAAUAUGUAAUCUCAUGUGUUUCUCUUUUAUAUACAAACAGAUAUCUGAUGUGUAGUCAUGCAGAAGACCUGCGUGCAAAAGCAGAAUGGGAAGGGAAAGGCACAACUUCCAGAUCUAGACUUUUGGACAAACUCCAGAGUAAGAAAAAACUUAGUUUCCACUGGGCAUACAAUGUUUGCACAUCUGUUUAUCUAGUAUAUUUCACUCUAAAUCUUCCUUCCCUAACUGGGUGCCCGUCAUAUGUGUUGGAUCCUUCCUGGCUGAGGUUGAUGGGAUUUGUAGGUCAAAACAUAGGAAGGGUAGUAGGUUAGGGAGACCUACUUUUAAGGGGGAAAUUUAUGAAGGGGGAAAUGCAAUGGUUAAGAAUUGUUAGCUGUAAUUAGGAUAGCAUAAUUCUGCAUAAUGGUGACUUAAGUGUCUCAUAAAAUCAAAGUAUAAUGUACUCUGCUAUUAUCUGUGUUUUACUUCCAUAUCGAUGACACCUAAUAAGAUACCAUGGCGCUGUGUGAUAGAGUUUAGGAACUGACUUGUAGUAACUAGCAUUUUCUUAAUAAUUUUAUUGGCAUUUAAACAAUCUUCUGCUUCUUUGCAACAGCAAAGGUUGAGUUAAGGUCAAUGUGAGAGGAUUUUAUUAAUUUCCCAAGUUAUGGGUAAUUUUUAGCUUAAAUUAGAUCUGAUACUGGCCUGUAUGUGAAUACCAGAUUUCUUACAUGCUGUUUCUUAUAAGAUUGCUCUGAAAUACUCUCUUUAAUUUUUUGAAGCUUACCUACCACCAUCAGUGAUGCUCCCCCCAAGGCGUCUGCAGAAUUUACUGCGUCAGGCUGUGGAACUACAACGGGACCGGUGCCUCUAUCACAAUACCAAACUAGAUAAUAAUCUAGAUUCUGUAUCACUGCUGAUAGACCAUGUUUGCAGUAGGUAAGAGAACUGCUCCAUAUUAAUGAGAAUGGAAAUAUCUUUUAAUGUAACAACAUUCCUUUAAAUAAUUUUUACUCUCUUAUGAAGGCUUUAAAGAGCAAUUUUCUUAGGCAGCUGACUUGUUAAGAAUGUUGUAUUUUUGCAAUGUUAGGGGGUGUUUGGAACGUUUGUGUUAAGUCCUUGAUCAAUUUAGAAACAUGUUAACAAUAUGAACAGAGAAGUAGUCUUUAUAUAGCAGUAAAUCGAAAGGUAAGGAUCCUAAAAUAAUCAAAAUAUUUUCAAAUCUCUGGCAGUUUUUUCAGUUUCAGAACUUACAGCUGAUGGUCUUGGCUUCAGUCCUAAUUGCAAUCCUAAGCACAUCUAUUCAGAAGUAAGCUCUGUUCAGUUCAGCAGGGCUUACUUAAUGAUAAGUGUGCAUGGGAUUCAAUAUAUUUGGUAGCUUGGACUGCCAUUCUACACAGUUAUUGUGUUAAAUCCCACUGAACUCUGAGAUCUAAGCAGACUAGUUAUGUGCAGGAUUGCAAUAAUAGGUUCCAGUAUCAGACUGAAUGAUAGCCUUUAAUGACAUGAGCUCAGCCCUGUGGAACACCCUGUCAAUAGACAUUCAAUCAGCUCCCUUCUGUUCCAACUUUUAAAUGCCUGCUGAAAACUUUUCUAUUUUUCCAGGCCUAUGUAGGCAAUUAAGAAUACACCCACCCACCCACACCACACAAUGGCCUAUUGAUGCUUGUUUUUAACUUGUUAUGAUUUUAUUGUUUGGUUUUAUAUUGAUGUAAACUGCUGUGAAAAUUUUUAUGACACAGCAGUAUGUAUUUUUUAAAAAAAAUAAAUAAAAUAAAUAACAGUUUAGGAUUUGUUGCUUGUCCCUUACAUCCUUGGUUCUUACUUUUUAAGAAUCCUUUCCCUCAAUUCCUAAAAAUCACCGUAAAAUAUUGGGUAGCAAUUCCUAACUAGCAUUCAAAUGCCCAGUCAGGGUUGGGGCCCUGUUUUGCAAUGCCAUGAGCAAGAGUUUGGUGUCAAGCAGACCCUCAUGUGAUAUUGCAAACUGCUUUUGAAAGUCUAAUCAAUUUAGCAUCCAGUUUGCUUUGCACCACUGGAGGCUACUGUUUGACCCAAAGGCUCUUUAAAUGCAUGCAGCUAGCUGCAUGUUUAUUUGGUUCAUGACUGAUACCUGGUCAUCAUGCAAAUAGGAGCCAGCAUGACAGCUUCAAAAACUAAGGUGCUAUAGCAACAAGAAGUUUCAUAUUGUAUAUUUGUAAAAUCCUACUCUCGAAUCCAUGCUUUAUUGGGAUAUGUAUUAGCGCAAGUAAAAUGACUAUGAUUCUACUAUAUAAUCCUUUCUUUGCUUGUAUUUUUAGGAAACAGUUCCCAUGUUACACACAGCAGAUACUUACAGAACACUGUAAUGAAGUGUGGUUCUGUAAAUUCUCAAAUGACGGCACUAAACUAGCAACAGGAUCUAAGGAUACAACUGUUAUUAUAUGGCAGGUUGAUCCAGUAAGUUUGUAAAUUUGUGCACCAGAAUCUUCUGACACACAAGCAUAAAAUUUGGCACAUCACUCCUUAGUCAUUAAGCUUUAAUUUUUAGUGCAUUACUUUAUUUCCUAAAUGCCUUGGUGUAUUUCUGUUUGCAUCAGUUUUGUGUUUUAGGCUAUGUUCUGCUCAGUUGUUCAACCAAUACUGUGAUUAGUUUCCUGGAGCGGGUUGUAUUGGAAAUAAAGCCUGUUUAGAAUAGGAGAUACCUAUCUCAGUCAGUCUGUUGUAAUCUUAAAAGUCAGUAAGUGUCUUGCAUGGUGAGACUUGUCAAUGGUCUUGGAUAGAUGUGUUGUUCUUCCCCGUAAUGUACCUCCUUUUGUGUCUUCUGAAAUUCUCCUAAAAUGUCAGCAUUCCCUUUUUACUUUGUCUCUGCUUUUUGCACUCUGUAUAACUUAAUUGAUGAAGCCUGUUGAUGAAUGGUUAUUUGACUGAAAUGUUGGAUAGUGUUGCUGGACUCAGACUCCCAUCAUCUCUAACUAUUGGCCAUGCUGGCUGGAGCUGAUGGAAGUUGAGUCCAGCAACAUCUGAAGCAGUGUUUCCCAAACUUGGGCCUCCAGCUGCUUUUGGAUUAAAUUUCCCAUCAUCCCUGACCUCUAGUCCUGAUGGGAGUUGUAGUCCAAAAAUAGCUGGAGACCCAAGUUUGGGAAACCCUGAUCUGAAGGAUUCUCCGCCACUGGACUAAAUAGUAGCUCCUUCCAAAAUCUGAAUUACAUUACCUAGACUGAAAUCUAUGCAUACCAGACCAAGAAUCCAUCAGAUCCUGCUUUUUGUUUUCAACAGUGACUAGUUAGGUGCCUUUAGGAAGCCCACAAUCAAUGCAAGAAGAUAAUACCCUCUUCUGUUGUUACUUUUCAAUAACUGGUACAAAGAGGUAUACCACCUCUGAAUCUGAGGCUGCAUGUAGCCUUUGUGACUAUUGGUAGACAAAUUAAUAGAAUAUAUAUCUUUAAUUCCCUUUUAAAGCUACCUAAGUUAGAGGCCACCACAAUCACUGUAUUGUCACUUGCCUCUAAGUAAUCAUGCAUAGAAUGGCAUUGUACAAUUCCAGUCCUGAUAGUCUCUGUGGGCUUGGCUGACACCGACUGGUCCGUCUUUGGGGAGUGGGGGGUGAGCGAGCGGGGUAGCUCGCCUGUACCCAAAGCCAGCGCCAGGAGCCUCAGAAAGGUGCUCCGAGGGCACCUUUUGGGUGCUUGGGGCUUGCUCAGCUGGGGGCAGGAGCCUCUCCAAUGCAGCUGGCCCCAGCCUGCGAGACGCUGGAGUGAAAGCGACUCAGCUCCCGCUGUUGACAGCUGAGGCAGUUUCACCCUGCGCCUUGCCGAUUGGUGCCAAUGCAUCUUGUUUCAACAUUGUGGUUUAUCGCCAAACUGCGCUGCUCGGCUAGUGAUACAUCACAGUAUUGAAAACCUAACAUCACCCAGCCCUAGAACAUACAAAAACUAGGCAAAAAUCUUUGAGGAGCAAAAGGUGCAAACGGUUAUUAUGCCCAAGGUUUACAUUUGCUAGUCCAUAGCCUUCCUUUCACUAGUACUUCUGCUUAUCGCCCUAAUGUCUAUCUGUGUUUAAAAGUAUUUUGCUUUUCAUUAGUUGGUUUCCAAGAAUGUUGUUAAACCAGAAUGGGGAGGCGGUUCUGUGUUGCUUUGUAUGGCUUCCUGUGUACCUCCUUUCUUGGUUUGCCCUGGUACAGCCUUUCCUACACUUCUGUCAAGUAGGCAGAAAAUGAGUGUGUGUCUUCCCUGAGGUAAGGUGGAACUGGUAAACAAGCCCUUGGUAUGUUGGUUUCCUAAACUGUUUUGGGAGGAGGCAGCGAGAGAUUAGGCAUCAAAGACAACUGCUUAAAACUGCAGGUAGAUCUCAGUAACAACCCAGAUAGCCAUUGUUGCAAUAUUUUCUUUUUUAAAGGAUACACACCAGCUAAAACUGCUCAAGACACUGGAAGGCCAUGCAUAUGGUGUUUCCUACAUUGCUUGGAGUCCAGAUGACAACUACCUUGUUGCCUGUGGUCCAGAUGACUGCUCUGAGCUUUGGCUCUGGAAUGUACAAGUAAGGGUUAUUAAUAUGAAGUUCGUUGAUAGAGUGUCUUAAUCAAUAAUGUUGUCACAGGAACCAUAAUUGAAGUAUUGAUACUAUCGAAGGGGAGCCCCUGCUAUUCUUGGAGAUGAAAAUCUGAUUAAAACAUGGUUAUCUAUAUAGAACAGAUUAUUGAUUUCUAUUCAUUAUUACCAGCAGUAUUCCAAUGAUGUCAUCAGUUACUAUGUAUGUGUAUAUAUCCUAUAUACGUAACAAUGUAAGGCUGUUGUCACGUUGCAGUUCAUGUGGCUGCCGAUAAGAGUGUGAGCAGGGGUGGCAGCCUCCACUGUAUGUUUGUUUGUUUGUUUUAGUGUCUCAAUUCUUUAUUUGUAAGCUGCCCUGAAUUUAUGAAGCAGGUUAAAAAUUUAAGUAAAUGUUAAAAAUUUGCUUUCUUAAGCAAAUUUUUCAUUGGCUUUACUUUAUACUUCUUCACCUACAGACAGGGGAGCUGAGGACAAAGAUGAGUCAGUCUCAUGAAGAUAGUUUAACAAGUGUGGCCUGGAAUCCAGAUGGAAAACGUUUUGUGACUGGAGGGCAGCGUGGACAGUUCUAUCAGUGUGUAAGUACUGUUUUUACAAUGCAAAGUGCCAUCAGUUUCUUGUAGACUUUGCACUUAAUGCUGUCUCUGUGGUUCUAUGUUCUGCGUGGGUAGCUGUGUAUAGCUGUACUAGAAUAUAUUUUGUAAGGGUUUCUUUUCACAGUAAAAAGCCUCGCAAGUAUAACCUGUUGUAGAAACCUACCAUUUGGAAUUCGCUGAGUGUUUUUCUUCCUGUGAAAUACUAAGCAUAUUUAUCUGAAGCAAAAAUAAAGCCUCUUUGAAAAGAUCCCCUUCUUGCUCAUGUGUGGUGCCAUCGUUUAUUAGGUUUUGGUAAGACAUAGGAAACAAGAAAGGAUCCUUCUGCAAAGUAAAAAAAAAAAAAAAAGCCAAAAGAAAAAUUCAGGGAAAGAUCUGUACCCCUGUUGUUAUGCUGGACUAGGUGGAGAGAUUGAAACUAGUGUGUUGGAAGUCUACAGCACUGCCUAAAAAAAAGGGAAGUUUUUAGAUGAAGAUACAGUGGUACCUUGGAUUUUGAAUGUAAUCUGUUCCAGAAGACUGGAGUUCCAAAACAUUCGAAAACUAAAUAUGGAAGUUACGUGGCAUGUACAACUUCCGAGGCGUGUUUGAAAACCGAAGCGUUUCGGCAUUCGAAAACCGAAAUGUUUGUCAACAGAGACGUUUGAAAACUGAGGUACCACUGUAUAUAGAAAACCAAGUUAGCGGUCAAAUUGUUAAGGGGCUCUGAAGUCUGCCAGAUAUGGACUGCAGGUUCAACACCUUUGUCUUGGAAUAUAUUUUCCCUUGUCUGCAGCACAUACUUACAUACUGCUAACUGCUUUUAUAACCCAAAUUUUUCAUGUUACAAUUUGCUUUAAAUGAAGACAACCUUUCUCAUUAUUUCACUGCAUGCAUUUCCUGUCUAGGAUUUAGAUGGUAAUCUCCUUGACUCCUGGGAAGGAGUGAGAGUGCAAUGCCUGUGGUGCUUGAGUGACGGGAAGACUGUGUUGGCAUCAGACACACACCAGCGAAUUCGGGGCUAUAACUUUGAGGACCUUACAGACAGAAACAUGUAACUACCUCUUCUUCAUGUUGUGCUACAUAAACAGAUCAUUGUAAACUUUGUCAAAUACUGAAACUGAGUUGAGAUGCCUUAAAAUUCCAUAUGGUGUCUUGUUCAUACACCUGCUUUAAAGCUGGGCUCUCCCCCCCUUUUUUUUUUAGGCCCUAAUUAGGCAAAACAUGUGGAUGUGAUUGGGUCUUAUGGGUCUUCAAGGCACCGUAUAAUGAGACCAGUUAAAUUGGGUAGAAAUGCUAAUUUUGAAUACAAAGUCAUGACUCUCAUCUUAUGUGUUCUGUUAUUUUUCAGAGUACAAGAAGAUCAUCCAAUUAUGUCUUUUACGAUUUCGAAAAAUGGCCGGUUAGCUUUGUUAAACGUAGCAACUCAGGUAAGUGGUCCAGUUGGCCUUUCGCUUUAUCCCUUUCAUACUCAUAAAUGAGAAGGAAAGUCCUGCCUACAUUCUCCAUUGCAUUGCCAUGGAAACUGUACAAGCACAUGUUUUCACCCCCUUUCCUCCCGGAUUUAAAAGUCUAUUCUUCUGGGAGGCAGAAGGGAAACAAGUGCCCAUUAGCGCUGCAUAUCACAACCUCCGUAUCCUCCUGGAGCCGCUUGUGUAAAUGGGAAGUUGCUUGUACACACUGCAUCUCUUUCCCACUUGAGCUUCAGGGGCCUUUUCUGAAGGUCCCUCAAUGCCAGGCAGAGGCUGUCUGGAGGUGCAGGCAAUCUGCAGUGAAGAGGAGUAGGCAAGAAAUCUCUGUUGAGCAAGCGACCUUCUGCUCAUGUAACUUUGGGGUAUAAACCAUUGUUGGUGCACAUAAAAUGGAUUGCUUUUUCUGUUCUGAAUUUGUUUGUGUAAUGUUACAUUACCUCCACCCUGCUCUUUGUUCUCAGGGAGUUCAUUUAUGGGACUUGCAAGACAGAGUUUUAGUGAGAAAGUACCAAGGUGUUACACAAGGUUUUUACACGAUUCACUCAUGUUUUGGAGGCCAUAAUGAAGACUUCAUCGCUAGUGGCAGUGAAGGUAACUCUUGCUUUUAAGAUCUGUUUCUGUGUGUUUUAUAUAUAUUUCAAGGAUAUUCUUCCUACAUAGGGGAAUGAUGUAGUAUUCUACUUAACAAGUAAGGUAAAUAUGCUAGCAACAAUUCACACAAACAUCAGAAGAGUCUUGCUGGAUCAGACCAAAGGCCUAUCUAAUCCAAUUCUCACAGUGACCAAGCUGAUCCAUAUAAAAAGUUAUUUCCAUAGAAAUGAUUUGUUUGCUGAAAGAAGAAAAAUCAUCUAGUAGCACAGGAGGUUGAAUGUACAAGGCUAUUGUUUAUGGUAACAGCUGUAGUCUUGGUAGAAUGAGCGUGGUGUACAGGGAUACAAUUUUUAUUUGAUGUAGGCUUGUUUUUCCAAAGGUAGGUGUGCUUAUGUAAAUCCAGAUGAGUUCUGACAUCUCAAGGAUAAUUACCAAUUACAGUGAGAGAAACAAGUUUCAUAUCCUGUAGCAGAUCUAGCAUGUUCAGUAACUUUGGCUAUCAGCAACCUGACUGUCAUCUUAGCGUUUUCUAUUGUUGGUUCUGUGAGUGGCCUGUUUGACAGCUUUUCUAGGCAUUAAGGAGCUUACUCUCUGUGAGGGUAAUAGUAUGGUGGUAUAUACAGUGUGGACAACAGUACUCCUGUCCUGUAGCUUAUAGAAACUUUAGGAGAAGAUGGUUUUGGUCUGAAUAGGAGGUCAUUUCUAGUUGGGCUCUGCAAUAAAGUAUUUUGAAACAGUGUUUCUUCUUUACCACUAACUGGUGAAUUUUUCACCUGAGAACAGCCUGUUUAUUGAUGCCUUGUAUCUUAACUGUAUUGCCAUUGUAUGUAGUUGUGCCACUCCUAUUGCAUGCAUUAAUCCCCUUCCCCUUCCAGAUAAUUUCUGGCCCCAGGAAUGUCUAAUCAACUGUAUUAACUCCCUGGUGUAUCAGUUUUUCAGUACACCACACAGGAUUGCAUAAACAAAUCACUUAGUUACAGCCUACUGUUUGUUUGACAUGAAUGUGAAUUUAAUUUAUCCAGGUCAACUUAGAAAAGCUUUUUAUUUUUUUCAUUUUCAGUGUCUAAAAACUACCCAGCUGUAGUUGAAGCUGAUGGCACCUAAUUUAGAUUCCGACUGCCUGAGGCUGUUGCCUCUUUGCACUGAAUUGUUGCAAAUAUGGCUGCUGUGAAAGUCUCUAUGUACAAAAAAAGUAACAGAUUUAAAUGUCAUAAGCUCUUAAGUGUAAAGGUAUGUUCUCAGCUAGGUAGGCUUUCCACCUACCAGCCCCAAACAUCAAAGGGUCUUCCCUGGGAGUAAAAAUCACGUCUAACUCGUGUGCACAUAAACAUCCAUAAAGUAGAGGGGAAAAUAUCUUUCUAUGAGUAAGUGCUGUGUGUUGCAGCCUUACAGUGAAUGUGUGAUGACUUGAAGCUUAUACAGUAUAGUUUGAAAUUGGUAGGUUAACAAUGGAAAUACGUACAAGUAGGAGUCUUUGAUACCAUUUAGAUGCCAUGGUAAUUUGAUUUUUUUAAUGAUACAGACAGCACUUCUAUAAAAUACUUUAGCAAUACUUUAGGUCACAGCAUGAUUAUAGGGGUUGGGAAAUAAGUGAGUACUUUUGGAAAUGGACUGUCAUAUUUUAGUUUUCAAACAUUGUGGUUUAACUUCUAAAACUUUUAAAAUAACUCUUGUACUACCAGAUGUUCUUCAUGUAAUUGCUUCUGCCUUAUCAAGUAUUUAACUCCAAGUCAAGUUUGCUUCUAUGGAAUAUUAAUAUUUAGCAGAAAUCUCUCUUUUUGGUAGCCAUUGUGACUUGUGGUUUUUCAGUAGUGCAGAGAGUUGUACAUCUGAUCUGCAGCCAUCUCUGUAUAAUCUACAAUUUAGAUGGGUGCAGUCAGUACAGGAAUCGGCGCAAGAAUCGCACAAAGUUGUCUCAUGUCACAUUGCUACUGUUCAGAUUUGUACACUUUUUAUGUGGAUAUGUUGUUCUACAACAACACAACCAUGGAUGUUUGGAGCCUUUGAAAUGGAGCUUGUUGCCUCCACUGAUAGAAUUGUUCGGAUAGGAUAAGAUACUUAAAGGCAACUUUGUGGCUGUUGCUCCUCCCUCUCCCUUACCUGUACAUUUGGAAAGAUGAAGACUGGGCCCUGCCCACUUCCUUCUCUGUUCUUAGGCAAAAGUUAAUCAGUGAAUAAAGAGUUUCCUGCAGUUAAUUGAAUACAGAAUUUUCAUAGCCCUACAUAUUGAACCGGUUACAGAAAGGGAUUUUAAUAUCCAGUUUUAGAUGGGAUCCCACACUGAAAUAGCUGUGUUCUUUUUGGAAGUUGCCCAUACCACCUGUAGAGGUGGAGGGGGGGACAGAAAGAAUAUGGAGGAAGUGUGAGAGACCAGAGCUUGAUUCCAGUCUUGAUGCAUGUAGAAGGCUAGGGUAAGGAGUUAACACCCAAACCACUCGCAUUCUUACUUGGAUAAUAUGAAGCCUACUUAAAGCUGUAUUAUGUUCCAGUUACCUACAAAUAUUUUCAACUUGCAAAGAAGAUCAGUGCUUGUUGUUAGUUUAAAUACAGGAUUCUAAAUGCCAUAAAAGAAGCUUCUUGAAGCUGUUGGAUGCAUUACUGAGCAGAUAUCAGUUCUUGGACAUAACAUGGAAUUUUAACAUGGAAACAGUUAAUACAUGGAUAAGUGCCGGAACAUGUUUUAAAUUUUGGGAUGCUUCAUGUUUCUUCCCUCCUGUCUCAUCUUAGAUCACAAAGUAUAUAUUUGGCACAAACGUAGCGAGCUGCCAAUUGCGGAGCUGACGGGGCACACGCGCACAGUCAACUGUGUGAGCUGGAACCCACAAAUUCCAUCCAUGAUGGCCAGCGCCUCUGACGAUGGCACUGUUAGAAUAUGGGGACCAGCACCUUUUGUAGACAACCAGGAUAUUGAAGGUAAAUCAAAUCUAAUUUUUAUGGAAGAGGAAUUUGGUAUGCUGCACUUACUUACUUGUGAUCAGGUAACUCACAACAGAUGCACAUUUAAUUUGGGCGCAUUCAGCUUUACACACUUGGCAAAAGAAUAAAAAUGGGGCAGGAAAGAGAUUGUGGGUCGGGGUCGGGGAAGCAAUGUUGGCAAUCCCAUUCCACUCACCAUGGAACCAAAUGUGUUUUGACUAUAUGCGGUUUUGGCUUUAUGCACUGUCCCUGGAACGUAACUCCAGCGUAAGCCGAGAGUCGUCUGUAUUUUAUUUUGGGAAUUUAUUUUAUUUAUAUCCCACCUUUCCUUCAAGGAGCUCAAGGCAGCAUAAAUAGUAUUCUUCGCUCUCUCCGCCCCCCCCCCCCAACCAGCUUUUGGUCCUUACAAUAGAUCUGUAAGAUAGGACAGGCUGAAAGUUAAUGACAGGCUGGAGUCACCCAGCAUGUUUAAUUGUUUAGAGUGGAUUUGAAGCAGGGUCUCCCCAGCCUUGGUUCAGAAUUAAGCUGCACACCACAGUUGGCUGCCUCAGUUAUUAUUACUAUAAAUAGUUAGGACUGGGUAAAGGGGACUUUGGACAAAUUCACAUCAUACUGUGUAUUAGUUCCUCCUUUUGAAGAGUCUGCUACCUUGGGAAACUCCAAAAAGUUCAGAACAGGGUGGUGGUACCUGUUGGCUUGAACUAUAACCUCUCACAAGAUGCCUAAGGACUGGGAAGAAGUUAAGGGACAAGGAGCACAAAGACAAGAAUGAUAAGUGAGGUGCAAUAUAGCUCAGGGAACCAAGAAAGAAACCUCAAGGAAGAGUAGGUAGAGAAUGAGACUUGAGAGUAAAUGACAGAGGAGAUAAGUUACUGAAGUAUGGUGUGGAGUUUCUGCAUUUUAUCUGUAAGCUGCUUUGAGUACAGGUCUGGAAAAAAUGUGGGAUAUUACUACUACUACUACUACUAAUAAUAAUAACAUUGGGUCACACACAUAAUGAAUUUUAUUAUCUCCUCUCCCUAUGCCCCCUAAAAAGUCUCUUGAGAGUCAAAGGAAGCAACUUGAACAAUAUGGAUUGCAGCGUUAGUGGAAGGGCUGCACAGAGAGGCAGGGGAUUGCCAAAAAUCAGAUGGAGACACCUUGUGUGAACCGUUAGAAGCUGCAGCAAGCUAUUUUAAUGUUACUGAACCUGGUAGUUAAUUUUUUUUAGUUGGCAUGAAAUGAAAAGAAAUCUGGACCCUAGCAAACUAGAAUAAAGAUCAAUUGAAACUGAUGAUGUAGCUGUUUCUUUGCUUUGAAAUGAAAGGGUAUCUUGCUCAUUUUGUUAAUUGAAGCUGUAUCUGUUACAUGAGGAGAGAGCUUCAAUAGCUGAGACAAACCUGAGCUUCAAUUCUUGACUGCUUCUUAGGUAUCACCUGGAACCUUUUACUGCCAGUGGUUCUGCAGGUUUUGAAUUAAUUCCAGUUGAUAUCUCUGAAAUGCAAAAGUCCUAUCUGGGUAUUAGUCCAAGCCAGGACUAAUUUUUCCAUUGCUCUGUCAAGAUGCCCUUCUUUUGCAAAGCUGGUGCAGCAUAAAAAGAGAUACCAUCAUAUGUGAAAACUAGACUGUAGUAAACAAGUUCUUAGCAAACAGGCUUUUGUUAGAUGUAUACACUUUCUAAUAUGCAAGGCUGUAGGAGUUUUUGUGUCUAUAGGUGUAAGCCAAUACAUUGCACCAUGGUGUGAGCAAAAACAAUGUUAUUUUCUUAACAAUGUAUCAAAAUGUUAAUUGGGCUUCCAGUCUGCAAAACAUUUUCCAUUCUUUUAGAAAUGCUUGCUUUAUUCUGCUUUAGAAUUUCCUGAAGUGGCUUGCAAAGUAAUCUUAGGGAAAAUUAAAGCCCCAUGUACCAGUUCUUAUUCCUUCCAUCUCAAUAUCUAAAAUGGGUUUUACGAGAGCCAGUGUGGUGUAGUGGUUAAGAGCGGUAGACUCCUAAUCUGGGGAACCGGGUUCGCGUCUCCGCUCCUCCACAUGCAGCUGCUGGGUGACCUUGGGCCAGUCACACUUCUUUGAAGUCUCAGCCCCACUCACCUCACAGAGUGUUUGUUGUGGGGGAGGAAGGGAAAGGAGAAUGUUAGCCGCUUUGAGACUCCUUAAAGGGAGUGAAAGGCGGGAUAUCAAAUCCAAACUCUUCUUCUUCUACUACUACAACUUUUCUCAACCUCUUAAUUACUUUAUCACACUGUUAAAUGUGGGUUCUGGCAGCUGUCUGCUCCUGCAGGGGAGGUUUCAUCUCAAUCAAGGAAGUCUCUUUUGCACGAAAAGCCCCUUUUCCCACUGGCCCGGUAUUAGAAAUGACUUCUGUACCUCCCAAAGUGAAGCAAGCUGUUUAAAAGCCCCUGCUGGACUCUCAGAACUAGUACGAUGGCGAUUGUAGCUGCUCAGUUGGGUUGGGUUGCUCUAAAAGAGUUUGUGUGUAUGUGUUUUGUAAAUCUGAAGAUACAUAUGUAUAUCAUGGCUAAGGUGAACUAUGAUUUUAAAGAUAUUUCUUAUUUUUUCUUUUCUUUUUACAUUCCAUCUCCCUCUCCCCCCCUUAGAGGAAUGCAGUAGCAUGGAUAGUUGAUGGUGAAUUUGGAGCAGACGACUUCUGUUUAACUUAAAUUUAGUCGUAUUUUAAAUGGCUUGGGAUUUGGUGCAAACAAACAUGAUUGAUAGCUGGACAGACAUGCUCGUCAUGAAAAAAAAGAACCAUUUCUGAAGCCCAACUGGGGCCAAACAUUUUACCACCUUGCUUCAUAGUAAACAGUUGAGAUGAAGCACGUCGUUAGAACGUUGUUGGACACCAUGUUGAAGUAACCCCCCAUCGGUUGUGAAGAACUGUGCUACAUUCAGGCUAACCAUUGAACUCCGUAUAUACAUUUUCCCUUCUGCCAUUUUGUCAGGCAGACUACUGUUAUUGUUGCUCUUCUUCUGUGUAAUGAAGUUUAAAUGCUUGUUUGGAAACCUUUUAUUUAACAGUUUAGAAGGCUUGAUAGAAAGAGUGCUUUAGUCUGAAGAGUACAUGUUGGAUAGGAAAGUCUUUCCUUCUCUUCUUUCUCUGAGUCUCUCCGCCUUAUUUAGCUUGAGAUCUUUGCAGCUUGGUUCAUGGAUUCUAAGCCUUGCCCGUUGCACAGUAUAUCUAAACCCAGAUGUUUAAACCAGUGAAUGACAUGAAAAGCACUCUUCAGUAUCACACUUGACAAAAGGUUUUGUACUUUUCACCUAGCUUGUUGCCCUGUAAGUGGGUUAACAGCACAAUCUUCUUUUUUAAGAAAGAAAAAUAAAUAAUUUAUAGCAUUAAAAUGACUUCAUUUGUAUACAUUUGGAAUUGAAACCAGCUUAAAAAGUGUCAUCUACAAGUAAAUGCAGUAUAAUUGGUGCUCCUCUGGAGUGUUGUGUAAGACCAUUUGGCUGGCAACAGUUUUACACAGGCUAUAUAAAGUAUUAUUUUAAAAGGAAACUUUGUUUACCAACGUAAAACAAUUUGAGAACUUUCAGAAUCGCCAACUAAACCAUUACAAUGUAAUUUCUGAAAUUUAAUAAAUGAAAAUUCUAAAUUGGCCUUAAUGUGCAAUGGUUCUUAUUUAAAGCAUAGUAAAGACCUAAAAUGAGAAUAGUACUUUAUAGCAUUAUCUUAAAAAUAAAUAAAUCAGUGAGUUGACUGUCUGCUGUGAAUUAAAUACAUACCUUGUACAAACUUUCCAGAUCAUUCUUUCUCCAGGAACUGUUUCUGAGUAGGUGCUGUUAACUAUCUUUGUGCAGAGGAUACAUACUAAAACUCAGAGAACUAACCAGCUGUUCGACAUAGUUAGUUGGUUUCAGAAUUUCUCUUAUAGUUAAAGGGUGAAAAUGCACUUAGGGCCAUCCUUAAGUUUAAAAAGAACAGAAAAGAAAGCAACUCAUAAUAAAAGAACAGUUAACACAUCCUUGUAGUACCAGCUAAAAUAGAAGCUACAGGUGGGAAAAGGUCUUAACAUUAGGAAAGACACAGGACUAGAAGGAAAUAUGCUCCCUUGUGCUUGUUUUUUUUUAGGCACAGAUUCUGUGAUAAGGAAUAUGAGUUACUGCCAUUGCACUUGGCAUGUAUCCCUUAACUCAGACUUGCUACAGUUUUCCUUCAGAGCCUUCUAAUUUGAUCAGAGAUUCAUGAUUGAAUUUCUUUAAAUACCUCCAGAUUGGAACAAGUGGUAUUCCGAUCAAUGUGGUAAUUCAGUUGUUUAACUUUGAUUGUCUCUGAAUAAGCACACAACACUAUUACAAUUAUCCAAGUCGCUUAAAAUGUAUGUGCAGACCAGGUUUACAGAGAAAUCUUUAAACAACAGAAUGCCGCUGCCUUGCAUUCUCAUGGAUUUAGGAGCAGCAAAGAAAUUUACAUCCAGUCUUUAAUACAUUUAAGCUGUUCUGUUGCAGCUUUUUAUAUGUAAUUUUACCUUACAUUUAUUACAAUUGUCCAUUGACAUGUAUUCUGUUCAUUUGACAUUAAGGUUUGUUUUUGUAAUUGGAACAUUUUUGUAGUCUUCCCUCUGAGCCUAUAUAAAAUCUUACUUUUGCAGAUACCCUCAUUCUGAAUCUUUAAAAAUUCACAGCUGUAUUACUGAUAUGGUGCUGGUGGUACUGCUUGCAAAUUCAAAACUACCCUAGGAGAUUGGAAGGGAAAUUGGAAGUGAAUUAUGAAGAGUGCACUAAAAUCAGUUUGAUUUGGUGCUACUAGAUUUCUAUAGGUUAUUCAAUCCGAUGCUUGUAGUUAAGACUUCCUGCAAAGACGCUGUUGUGGUGAAAAAAAAUUGACCAAUUUGUUUCCUUUUCUUUGAAACGCAUAACACCAGCAGGAAACCAAAUUAAGAGCAAAAUUAAGUGGACACACUACUGCUUAUGCUUCCUCACCUCUUAUGAAAGAGUUCUUGGAUUUUUUUUUAAAUAAAAAAGCACUUGAGUGUGGAGCUGAACGAGAAGCAUGUGUUUUGAGAGUGCCAUUUCUAAAUCCAGUUGCAUAAUACAGACCACGCAACUUUAAGAGGAAGCUCUUCAGAUUGAGGUAGUUUUAAUUUCUGCUUCUUGACAUACAACUGAACCAAAUAAAGUCAAGAUCUGUCUGGAAGCAAACUUUUAACUGCAAUAACAAUGCUAGGAUUUCUUGUGAGUCAUCUUAAAUAGUUGAGCAGCCUAAAUUGACUGAUAUGUAGAUUGAAAAGCAUGUCAGCAUUUCAGAUAAAAAAGAACCCUAGAGUGUCACUGUUGUUAGGGGAGAAGUCAAGGAAUAGGCUUAUCUCAACAUUCUUUUUUAUAUAUGACGAAGGCAUUUCUACUCUAGGCUAGAGCAAUCACUGAUUACUGGCCAUAUCUUACCAUGAGCAGAAGGCAAUGAGUGGGAAAGAGGAUACAGUAGUUUGCAUUUUGCCUUAGGUUUUGUACCCAUCAACUCCAAAAUAUGCACACUGGCUAUAAAUCACUACAGUAUCUUGCCACAGUGCUUCUCAGAUCAGGUAAGUGAUUUUAAAAGUAGGAGCACAAAAGAAGAAACAGUUUUUACAUAGCCCUUAAAAUCGCCUUGUAAAUGUGUGGCUUAGUUCCCUCAUUUAAGUUUUUAGUUUUAAAAUUAGGGGAUCAUAAUACAAGUUUUGAUAUGAAGUCACCAGUGAAAGCUACCCAACUUUUGCCAAUAGUCUCAUUCUGGCUUCCGAGCAGAUACUGUUGAAUGUAAUUUAAUACUAGGUGUUUAGUGCCAUCUUAAUUAAAAAAAUAAAUUCCCACCCCAAAGGGAAAAAUGGCUUUAAGUUAAAAUGUUUUCUUAAACCAGUCCUGUGCUGGCAAAAGAGACAUUGGGAGAGUUCUUGUUAUUUUUAUUUUUAUUUUAGUUAACAGCAGAAGAAUGUCUAGUUUCUAAUUUUGGGGUAGGAUCAGAAGGGGAAGAGAACCAAUUUUCAGUAAAACUUGGUGCCCUUUGUCAAUACCCCCAAAGCACAUGUUGCCUCAAUUUGAUGCAUUUCAAAUGAACUGUUAAAACUGGAGUAUCAAUCCUAUAUAUGGUUAAAAUGUAUAUUGCAUUGGCUUGAGUCCAUUUUCAGCUGCCAUAGAACAAACCGCUCAUUUGACAAUUAGUAGAAUUUUGGAAACACUUUGACACUUUUUGAACAGGGUGGACUUGACUUGUGCAGUGUUGUCUGCAGUAGCUGCUCUAGUUGCUGGAACACAAACUAGAACCCCAUUUCCUGUUUGCUGACUUUGGAUGACCCGGAUUCAGCAAAGUGUGUGUGUGCGUGUGGUAUGAAUGUGUGUGCGUGAAACACAAACAGUCAUGGAACCAACUGUUCUAGGUACAUGUCAUGUUUUACUGCAUACUUUAAGUCAUGUUGUGUGUAUGUGAAGUGUCCUCUAACUUUAAGAUUUUGGUUAAUACCAAUAUAUUUUUAUAAAUUUGAAAUUCAGUGUGCUCCAUCUUUUAAGUGUUUCAUUGUUAGGAUAAAUGUACUAGAUUUAAUUCUUAACACUUCUCGGCACAGAUGGAAAAAGUUGUCGGCUCCUUGAAAAUGUAUGAGGAAGAAACGGAUCCUCAAAGCAUGUGUGUACUUACAAACCAAGCUGUAGAGAUCAAGAAAAGAACUUUUAUUCUCAAAUUUCUAAAUUGUCAAGAUUUAUAUGGAGUUGUGGUGGAACUAGUUAACACUUAGAGCUUUUGGUAUGUAAUGACUAUUUGCUAUGGACUGAUAUUAAAUGUUUCAAAGGAUUGCGUUCUUAAACUUUCUGGAUUUUUGUUACUCCUCUUGAAUUAUAUUAAGUAGUUUAAAGUUUCUUUACUAUAUUACAUUAAAACAUAAGAACUUUGGGUCUCCAUAUUUAUUUUCACUUGUUUUACUAAUUAUUUACAGAACACCUUAUUUUAUAAAUAUGUAGUAUAUUAAACAUAUCUUUUAAAAUGUUCAUUCAAACUACAUUAAUUACUGGUUUUUGUUUUUAUUGGGGUUUAAAAAAAAAAACACUUUUCCAUGUCGGUGCACAGCACUUAACAAAUAUUUGUAUUCCCUUUCUUUCCAAUUCAAUAAACAGAAUGAAUAACUGG